UCCUAUUGACUUGAUUCCCUAUUGCCAUCUCGUUGUCAAGAACUUCUCUCUCUCUGACACUUUGAAUCAGUGUCUGUUGAAGAAAGAAAGAAUUUAUUUGUUUUAGCUUAACGCAGCACAGCAGUCUGGAAAUGGGCAGGCAUUCUUGCUGCUACAAGCAGAAGCUCCGUAAAGGCCUCUGGUCUCCCGAGGAAGAUGAAAAACUCAUCAAACACAUCGCCAAAUUCGGCCACGGCUGCUGGAGCUCUGUCCCUAAACUCGCCGGGCUUCAACGGUGUGGAAAGAGCUGCAGGCUGAGGUGGAUAAAUUAUUUGAGGCCUGAUUUGAAAAGAGGCACAUUUUCUCAAGAGGAGGAGAAUUUGAUCAUUGAGCUGCAUGCAGUUCUUGGCAACAGGUGGUCACAGAUUGCGGCACAGCUGCCGGGAAGAACAGACAACGAGAUAAAGAAUCUUUGGAAUUCGUCGAUCAAGAAAAAGCUAAGGCAGAGGGGCAUUGACCCGAGCACCCACAAGCCCCUGUCUGAGGCGGACAGCGAGGACAACAAACCCAGCAAAAACAACGACAACAAGACCUCUGAGAACUCCAGCGACCUCACCUUCGCCGACGCCACCGACAAACCCCCCCACUACCCGCUUCUCGACAACGCCGCCGCCAAUUCCACUCAAGAAUUCUUCCUCAACCGCUUAGUCGCCUCCCACGAGUCCUCCACCGCCACCGCCAAGCCCUCCGACAUCUCAUCAUUCCUCUCCUUCCAGCACCUCAACUACGCCGCCACCAACAUCGCCCUUUCCAUCAACCCCAACGCCAGCAGCAUCUUCUCCUCCGAUCAAUUCGGAGCGGCGGCGGCGCCUCUCCUCUCCUCAAUUCCUAGCCGCGUCAACAACAACAACAACAACAAUAACAACAAUUCAGUCGCCCCUUUCAGCGUCAAAUUCGAAAACUGGGACGCGAGGGGAAGCGAGUGCGGCUUCUUCGAGAACAACGCGUUCGCGUGGGCGGCGGCGGAGAAGGUGGAGGCGCACGCGCAGUCUUCCGAGAGUGGGAUUAAUAAUCCGGAGGAUAUAAAGUGGUCUGAGUAUAUGCAGACUCCUUUUAACAUUCAAAAUCAGAAUCUAAAUCAGAAUCUCAGCGCACAGGAUGUGUACGAGGGGUGGCAGCCGCAGCCGCAGCAUCAGCAAGCCGCGGCCGCGGAGAUAUACAGCAAGCAUUUCCAGGCGUUUGGACAGUAUUCUUAAAAAUUAGUUGCAAAAAGGCUGCUAAUUCUUCUUCUUCUUGGACGACAGGUGUGUGCUAUAGAGUUUCUGGUUUUUCAAUCUGUAAAUAGGGACCAUAUAGAGAGAGAAUUUCGAAUUUCUCACCUCCUUUGAUACCGACAUUUUUCGAUUUUAAAAAGGUUACGUUUCUCCUGUUCCAAUUCAAUUGUCUGCCUGCCUUUUUUUUCUCAACUUUCUGUAAGAAUUUGUGAUAGCUUCAUAAGUCUUCUUGUAUCUAUUUGCUUCUUCUCCCAUUUUAUGAAUUAGUGUUACUAUUAUUUUACUAUAA
Messenger RNA from Salvia splendens (bonfire salvia), 1542 nucleotides. Its product is annotated as transcription factor MYB61. The coding region runs from base 132 to 1235 and encodes 367 amino acids. NCBI's taxonomy places the organism in Eukaryota, Viridiplantae, Streptophyta, Magnoliopsida, Lamiales, Lamiaceae. The record is from RefSeq and is a predicted model, not a curated record. The transcript has 3 exons.